AUGGCAUCUAAUUAUUGGACCGAAAAUGAUCUCGAACGUGUUAUUCAAGACUUUAAUCCAGCAAGAUUUUUUGGACUUCCAUCUGAUAUGUUUAACCAGAAAGGUGAUCUUCGAUAUUGUAAUGAAGAACCGGUGAAGUUAAGCCGUGGUAAAUGGGACUAUUACACCCCUUUUAAAGGUUGGAUACGUUAUGGUUUGGAUAUCGAUAAAUUUGGUUCUAGUGGUGCACAGUGGCUUGCAUGCGAUGGCGGUGCUGGUGAAUGGGCUGUUGGAUUUCAUGGAAUUCGUCGUGAUGUAUUGGAAGUCUUGAAAGCCAUAGCCUUUGAAGGUUUUAAAGUUUUUCAAGGCAAGAACAGUGAAUGGGGUGUAACUUCAAAAGAUGUUGGUCCAAAUGCAUCUUUAUUUAAUGAGACAACAUGUGGAAAAGGUGUAUUUUUAACACCAAAGGUAAAACAUUUGACAGAUAAUAGUGAACAUUGUCGAUUAGUCAAACCGAUUCAAUACAAUAAAUAUUACUAUAUAGAAAUUGCUUUACAAUGUCGAAUUCAUCCAAAAAAAAUUCGAGUACCAGAAUGUUCCAAGAAUGAAUAUUAUAUUGUGAACGAUCCGAAGUAUGUUCGCCCAUAUGGAAUUAUUAUUCGUUUUUUGACCGAGGCUCAAGCAAAAAGUAUUUUAGAAGAUAACAAUUUUAAUUUAGAACCAGCUAUUCCAUUUGUUAAACAGGAGACAAAUAAUUUAGAACAAUUAAUGGGACUCUUUAAGGUAUAA
Molecule: messenger RNA, 768 nt
Organism: Rotaria sordida
Lineage: Eukaryota; Metazoa; Rotifera; Eurotatoria; Philodinida; Philodinidae
Source: the annotation of a GenBank genome assembly